Molecule: messenger RNA, 1364 nt
Organism: Galleria mellonella (greater wax moth)
Lineage: Eukaryota; Metazoa; Arthropoda; Insecta; Lepidoptera; Pyralidae
Gene: Dhs
Product: probable deoxyhypusine synthase
Exons: 1
Coding region: 205-1314 (369 amino acids)
Biological process (GO): peptidyl-hypusine biosynthetic process
Cellular component (GO): cytoplasm
Molecular function (GO): deoxyhypusine synthase activity
Source: RefSeq, a predicted model, not a curated record
AAAAAAAAGUGACAUUGACAUUUUUGACAACUGAAUGUAUUAGGUGUUUUUGUUUCACCUAUUUUCUUUCUAAUUCGAUUUAAUUCAGUUUUAAAUUUUCUGAAGUACGUAUUUUAUUCCAGCCUGUGACUUGUAGAGUAAAAUUUUGAUUGAAAACUUUGUGGAGAGUUCAAGUGAGUAAUGCGUAUUUAACUCAAAAUAAACAUGGAUGAUUAUACAAAAAUCAAGAGCAUAAAAGCUCCGGAUGUCGCCGUGAGCGCUGUGUUAGUACCAAGCCAAGAUUUACCUGCCGAGACACCCACAGUCUCAGGAUAUGACUGGGAAAAUGGUACUGAUUACAACAAAAUACUCGAAAGCUAUACCUACUCUGGUUUCCAAGCUACCAGCUUCGGGAAAGCUGUGCAGGAGAUAAAUAGAAUGCUCAAAUGUAGAUCUGUCGCUCUAACCGAAGAAACAAGUGACCCGUACGAAGAAGAUGCUUUUAUUAAGAAAAAAACUAACUGUACUAUAUUUCUGGGGUAUACUUCGAAUAUGAUAUCGUCUGGUUUACGCGAUACAAUUCUGUUUUUGGUAAAAAACAAGCUUGUUGAUUGUAUAGUGACAACAGCAGGUGGCGUGGAAGAGGAUUUUAUAAAAUGUCUUGCACCCACAUACAUAGGAGACUUUAAUUUGAGCGGGAAAAUGCUCAGGACUCGUGGCAUUAAUCGAAUUGGCAAUUUAUUGGUACCAAAUGAUAAUUACUGUCGUUUUGAGGAGUGGGUGACUCCUUUACUCGAUGAGAUGCUCAAUGAGCAGAUAAAUGAAGGCACUGUUUGGACACCGUCAAGGAUAAUAGCUCGUUUAGGGGAGAAAAUCAACAAUGAGAGUUCCGUUUGUUACUGGGCAUGGAGAAACAAUAUUCCCAUAUUUAGUCCAGCUUUAACAGAUGGCUCUCUAGGUGAUAUGAUGUAUUUCCACUCAUACAAACGUCCCGGACUGAUUAUAGACAUAUUAGGAGAUUUACGUAGACUAAACACAAUGGCUGUUAAAGCAAAUAAUACAGGAAUGAUCAUAUUGGGGGGUGGAGUUAUAAAACAUCAUAUUUGUAAUGCAAAUUUAAUGAGAAAUGGUGCCGAUUUUUCUGUAUAUGUUAACACAGCUAAUGAAUUUGAUGGCAGUGAUGCUGGCGCCCGACCAGAUGAAGCAGUCUCUUGGGGAAAGAUUAGAACAAAUGCAACUCCAGUGAAAUUGUAUGCUGAUGCGACCUUAGUAUUUCCUUUGCUUGUAGCCCAAACAUUUGCUAAAUACCAUUUUAGUAAUAAAAAAAAUGUAUAAAAUUGUAUAAUUUAUUUACUACUUCAUUAAUAUAUUUAAUGAUUAUGUUA